This is a messenger RNA of Echinococcus granulosus, 2016 nucleotides long. RefSeq lists its product as hypothetical. The transcript has 10 exons. The record is from RefSeq and is a predicted model, not a curated record. NCBI's taxonomy places the organism in Eukaryota, Metazoa, Platyhelminthes, Cestoda, Cyclophyllidea, Taeniidae. The coding region runs from base 1 to 2016 and encodes 671 amino acids.
AUGAUAUUAGGAUGGCACAGAGCAGUGGAUAUGGCACCGCUCCAAAACUCAGCUGAUAAGGUGGACGUAGAUCCCAAGUCAUCGAAAUCCUCUGAUUGCAUCACUGACGCUGGACCUGGAAACGUUCUUGCCCUCUCGAAAACCGAGGGAAGAACCUUGUGCAUACCUCGUGGCCGAUCUUCAAGGCACAGGUCGGGUUUGUAUCACCCGGAAAAUCACAAGGAGCAGGGAGCUGCAAUACGUUCUGAACUUUCAUUCAAAGGAUCCAAUAGCAAAGCUGAACCGGACAAACAGACCAACCUCAGUAAUUACCCCCUGGGCACCCUAAUCCCACCAGAGGUGCUUCAAAAGCGGAUCGCCGAGCACGAGAGUGAACAAUCCUUUGAGGCACUUCGCCGCAAAGUCGAGAAGGAGGAUGAAGAAUGGCGACGCAAGGAGGAGAUGGAGCGUCUCAUUGCGGAGCGUCGAGGAUGUCUUCAAGAUCAUGGAGUUGACCAUCAAUUAGGAAUUCUCAAUUUCCAACUCAUUUAUGACGUUAAUCGCGAGGCCUUGAGAGUGACCUUGUUGGGAGCCAAUCACCUGCGUCCACGGGAUCCUCUUGAGGUGACGUUGAAUGCACGAGUUGCCGUGACUGUGGAGAGCAGUGGAAGCAAUAAACAAGUGAUCCGACCACAGCCAAAGUUGAGUAUGCUAAAUAAGCUCAACUCCAACCGUAAUAUGAUCUACCGUCCAAAUGGGGAUCACAGGGUCCCUGGGAAAACACACACCGCUGAUGCUUCCUCUUCCUCAAUCUACUGGAGAACUCGCAAACCUGUGUGGAAUGAAAAUUUCGUCUUUACUGGGAUUCAAAAUCGACAACUAAAACACCUGGAGGUGGUUUUCAAGGUGUUUGAGCGUUAUCCCACCAAACCUCCAGAAGCACCGAGGGAGGACUUCAUUGGAGAAGUGAGGAUUCCGUUGGUUAAACUCCACAAAAAAUUAACCGGUAGUAGUAAUAAAAUGGUACCCGAAAAGCCACUACGACGUCUGAAAGUUACAGGUGUUCAAGAGCCUGAAGGCAACACAGACCAACAGAAUGGAGAGGAGGAGGAGCAAAGAGUGGAGAUUGAAUUGCCACGAGAAAAGCCUUUGGCAGAGAAGGAGGCCGUAGCUAGAUGGCUUGAAGGCACGAUUUCUCCGAUACCUGGACAAGAUGCAGAGAUGGAAGAAUUGCAAUCUAUAUGCAAUAGCGAGGCUGUUCGUGAAGAACUGCAAGAUCCAGAGCUCAUGGACAGCGUCUCAGUUCGAGAACUGCGCGUAGCCAAAGCAGAAAUGAAGACGCACUUGGAUACUAUAAGGGAGUUAGCUAUACCUCCAUUCAUUCCAAAAGCAGGGAAGACGAAUCAAUAUGCGAAUUUGCAAAAUGAGUAUGAAGACUCGGAAACGGAGUUGCCGGAGUCCGAAAGACCUUUCAUUAUUCGCAGACUGGAGGGAUGGCAUUUCAUCAAUCGUGUGCCCGAGAUGCGUCCCUACUAUGGCACGCUGGAGAUUGGGUUGAAUUUCGAUCCCCAUCAGGGCAAGAUUAUAAUCUCCAUCAUCAAAGGCAAGGAGAUGCGCGCCCCGAACGGCAGUCUAAUGCAGUUGUGGGUAAGUGUACAGCAGAAGACGCGCAUCUGCAAGAAGUCCUCGCCCUUCUCGGCCGUAGGAUCAAUACGCUUGGGAUCCAAGACAAAAGCCUCCGGUAAAGAGCCUGUAGCAAUAACCGAGAAGGUGGGUAAAAUCCAUCGAACUUCGGUGAGAACCGAAACCGCUGAACCAGUGUGGGACAGUCGGUUCACAUUCAAUGUGCCCAAGGAGCAGUUGCAAAUUGUCUUCUUUGACAUCCUCGUGCACAAUCAAGAAGCUGUAAUCGGGGGUCUGAGAAUGGGCCAUUCGGGGAUCUAUAGGGCCUCGCAACAGUGGGCCGAUAUGAUUCAACGACCUGAUCGACGUCUCUGGGAGCCCACAGUGGCUGAAAAUUCGGCGCAGCACUUAUAG